Molecule: messenger RNA, 3189 nt
Organism: Staurois parvus
Lineage: Eukaryota; Metazoa; Chordata; Amphibia; Anura; Ranidae
Source: the annotation of a GenBank genome assembly
AUGAAAUCAGACCUUGUCAGACAUCAGAGGUCUCACACAGAAGAGAAGCCCUAUUCCUGCCCUGAGUGCGGGAAAAGUUUUUCACGUAAGUCAUAUCUUUCUGCACAUCAGACAUGUCACACGGGGGAGAAGCGAUAUUCCUGUCCUGAGUGCGGGAAAUGUUUCUUUGGUAAAUCAAAUCUCGAUGCACACCAGAGGUCUCAUACAGGAGAAAAGCCGUACUCGUGCCCUGAGUGCGGGAAAUGUUAUUCGCUGAAAUCAACACUUGUCACACAUUUAAAAUAUCACACGGGGGAUAAGCCAUAUUCCUGUCCUGAGUGCGGGAAAUGUUAUCCACGGAAAUCAGAACUUGUCGCACACCAAAGAUAUCACACGGGGGAGAAGCCGUAUUCCUGUCCUACGUGCGGGCAAUGUUAUCUGCUGAAAUCGGCCCUUGUCAGACAUCAGAGGUCUCACACAGGGGAGAAGCCGUAUCCUUGCCCUGAGUGCGGGAAAUGUUUUUAUGAGAAGUCCUAUCUUGCUAGACAUCAGAGAUUUCACUCAGCGGUAAAGCCAUAUCCCUGCAGCGAGUGCAGGAAAUGUUUUGUAAAUAAAUCGGAUCUCGCUAAACACCAGAGAUGCCACACGGAGUGCGGGAAAUGUUUCCCAUUGAAAUCAUCACUUGUCAGACAUGAGAGAUCCCACGCAGGGGAAAAGCCAUAUUCCUGUAAUGAGUGCGGGAAAUGUUUUUCACGGUUGUCUUAUCUUUCUGAACAUCAGAGAUGUCACACGGGGGAGAAACCGCAUUCCUGUCCCGAGUGUGGGAAACGUUUUCUACGAAAACCAGAUCUAGCAGCACAUCAGAGGUCUCACACGGGGGAGAAGCCGUUUUCCUGUCCUGAGUGCGGGAAAUGUUUUUCACAGAAGUCAAAUCUUUACGUACAUCUGAGGUCCCACUCAGGCAUGAAGCCAUAUUCUUGCCCCGAGUGCGGGAAAUGUUAUCCACGGAAAUCAGAACUUGUCACACAUCAAAGAUCUCACACGGGGGAAAGACCAUACUCCUGUCCUGACUGUGGGCAGUGCUAUACAAUGAAAUCAUCGCUCGUCAAACAUCAGAGAUCUCACACUGGGGAGAAGCCGUAUUCCUGCCCUGAGUGCGGGAAAUGUUUUUCAGGGAAGUCCAAUCUUUCAGUACAUCAGCUAUGUCAUGCGGUUAUCAGACAUGAGAGGACUCACACAGGGGAAAAGCCGUAUUCCUGUAAUGAGUGCGGGAAAUGUUUUUCACGGAUGUCUUAUCUGUCUGAACAUCAAAGAUGUCACACGGGGGAGAAACCAUAUUCCUGUCCUGAGUGCGGGAAACGUUUUCUACGUAAACCAGAUCUUGCUGCACACCAGAGGUCUCACACGGGGGAGAAGCCGUUUUCCUGUCCUGAGUGCGGGAAAUGUUUUUCGCAGAAGUCUCAUCUUUCUGUACAUCUGAGAUGCCACUCCGGUAAGAUGCCAUAUCCCUGUCCUGAGUGCGGGAAAUGUUUUCCAUUGAAAUCAGCACUUGUCAGGCAUCAGACAUCUCACACGGGGGAGAAGCCGCAUUCCUGCCCUGAGUGCGGAAAAUGUUUUUCACGGAAGUCCUAUCUUUUGGCACAUCAGAGGUUUCACACAGGGGAGCAGCCAUAUUCCUGUCCUGAGUGCGGGAAACGUUUCCUGAGAAAACCAGACCUCAUUUCCCAUCAGAGAACUCACACAGGGGAGAAACCCUAUUUCUGUUCUGAGUGCGGGCAGUGCUUCCCACUGAAAUCAACCCUUGUCAGACAUCAGAGAUCUCACACGGGGGAGAAGCCGUAUUCCUGUCCUGAGUGCGGGAAAUGUUUUUCACAGAACUCCCAUCUUUCUGUACAUCUGAGAUGCCACUCAGGCAAUAAGCCACAUUCCUGCCCCGAGUGCGGGAAAUGUUAUCCGCGGAAACAUCAAAUAUCUCACACAGGAGAGAAACCGCAUUCCUGUCCUGAGUGCGGAAAACAGUUUUCAUUGAAAGCAGCUCUUGUCAGACAUCAGAGAUCUCACACGGGUGAGAAGCCAUACUCCUGCCCUGAGUGCGGGAAAUGUUUUUCACGGAGCACUUCUCUUUCUGUACAUCAGAAAUACCACUCGGGAAACAAACCAUAUUCUUGCCCAGAGUGUGGGAAAUGUUAUCCACAAAAAUCAGAACUUGUCAAACAUCAGAAAUCUCACAGAGGGGAUAAACCAUAUCCCUGCUCUGAGUGCGGGAAAGGUUAUCCACGGAAAUCAGAACUUGUCAUACAUCAAAGAUCUCACACUGGGGAGAAGCCAUACUGCUGUCAGGAGUGUGGGAAAUGUUAUUCGUUGAAAUCAACACUUGUCAUACAUCAAAGAUCCCACACAGGCAAGAAGCCGUAUUCCUGUCCGGAGUGCGGAAAAUGUUAUCCACGGCAAUCUGCACUUGCCAGACAUUUAAGAUCCCACACAGGAGAAAAGCCGUAUUCCUGUGCUGAGUGCGGGAAAUGUUUUUCACAGAACUCUCAUCUUUCUGAACAUCAAAGAUGCCACUCGUACAGCAAGCCAUAUUCUUGCCCAGAGUGCGGGAAAUGUUAUAUUAGGAAAUCAGCCCUUGUCCAACACCAAAUAUCUCACACAGGAGCCGAAUCUGAUGGGGCGUAUAUUUCACCUGAAGCUGCAGCAUGGAAGAGCUUCUCCUGUACGGAGUGCGGGAAGGGUUUUGCAUGGUGUUCAAUGCUUAUCAGACAUCUAAGAUCUCACACGGGGGAGAAGCCGUAUUCCUGUCCUGAGUGCGGGAAAUGUUUUUCACAGAAAGCCAGUCUUUCUGUACAUCAGAGACGUCACACAGGGGAGAAGCCGUAUUCCUGCCCUGAGUGCGGGAAAUGUUUUUUAGUAAAGUCCCAUCUUUCCCGACAUCAGAAAACUCACAAGGGUGAGAAGCUGAAUUCCUGUCUUGAGGAACCUCAGACUGUGAGGGACGGUCCCAUCCUUCCAACAGAUAAAAGGUUUUCUUGUCCUGAGUGCGAGGUCUCACACAGGGAGAAGUCAUGUUCCUGUCCUGGGUGCGGGAAAUGUUUUUCAGUGAAGUCCCAUCUUUACAAACAUCAGAGAUCUCACACGGGGGAGAAGCCACGUUCCUGUUCUGAGUGUGGGAAAUGUUCCUCACUGAAGUCCUGUCUUCCUGUACAACAGUAG